Sciurus carolinensis (gray squirrel) is the source of this 2418-nucleotide messenger RNA. It is a transcript of the gene Liph, whose product is annotated as lipase H. Lineage: Eukaryota; Metazoa; Chordata; Mammalia; Rodentia; Sciuridae. Gene Ontology annotation, biological process: lipid metabolic process. The transcript is spliced from 10 exons. Gene Ontology annotation, molecular function: lipase activity; carboxylic ester hydrolase activity. The record is from RefSeq and is a predicted model, not a curated record. Bases 148 to 1503 code for a protein of 451 amino acids.
GUCCCUUGGGAACUUCCUGUUGUCACCACACCUCUGGAUUAGAUAUUCGAGCUCGCCGUGAGCAAAACCCCCGAAGUGAAAACUCCAAGGCUCUUGGAAGUAAAUCAUCCUUCUGUGAAUGUGACACAGGAUCUCUGCAGUUUCCAUAUGCUGAGGUUAUACUUACUUAUCAGUUUGACGUGCUUGGUGAGAUCAGACACAGAUGAAACAUGCCCUUCGUUCACCAGACUGAGCUUUCACAGUGCGGUAGUGGGUACAGGGCUGCACGUGAGGUUGAUGCUCUAUACGAAGAGAAACCAGACCUGCGCCCAAAUCAUCAACUCAACAGCUUUUGGGAACUUGAAUGUGACCAAGAAAACCACCUUCAUUAUCCAUGGAUUCCGGCCAACAGGAUCCCCUCCAGUUUGGAUGGAAGACUUAGUAGAGGCUUUGCUCUCUGCAGAACACAUGAACGUGGUUGUGGUUGACUGGAAUCGAGGCGCUACAACUGUCAUAUACACCCAUGCCGCUAGUAAGACCAAGCAAGUAGCCACCAUCUUGAAGGAAUUUAUCGACCAGAUGUUGGCAGAAGGAGCUUCUCUUGACAACAUUUAUAUGAUUGGAGUAAGUCUAGGAGCCCAUAUAUCUGGAUUUGUUGGAGAAAUGUAUGAUGGGCAGCUGGGGAGAAUUACAGGUCUCGACCCUGCGGGCCCUUUAUUCAACGGGAGGCCUCCCCAGGACAGAUUAGAUCCCAGCGAUGCGCAGUUCGUUGACGUCAUCCACUCUGACACUGAUGCACUGGGCUACAGGGAACCCCUAGGAAACAUAGACUUCUAUCCAAAUGGAGGAUUGGAUCAACCAGGUUGCCCUCAAACGAUAUUUGGAGGAAUGAAGUAUUUCAAGUGUGACCACCAGAGGUCCGUGUACCUGUACCUGGCUUCCCUGAGAGAGGACUGUGAGAUCACCGCCUAUCCCUGUGACUCUUACCGGGACUACAGGAACGCCAAGUGCGCCAGCUGCGGCACACCACAGGAGCAGUCCUGCCCCGUCCUGGGCUAUUAUGCUGACAACUGGAAAGACUACUUAAGGCAGAAGGAUCCUCCGAUGACUAAGGCGUUCUUUGACACAGAUGAGAAGGAGCCCUUCUGCAUGUAUCAUUACUUUGUGGACAUUAUAUCUUGGAACAAGAACAUCAGAAGAGGCUCUAUUACAAUCGAAUUGAGAGACAGGAAUGGAAACACUACAGAAUCUAAAAUUGAUCAUGAACCAGCCAUAUUUCAGAAAUAUCAUCAAGUGAGCCUGCUUGCAAGAUUUAAUCAAGAUCUGGAUAAAGUGGCAACAAUUUCAUUGGUAUUCUCUACAGGAUCUGUAAUAGGCCCUAAGUACAAGCUCAGGAUCCUCCGAAUUAGGUUGCGGUCCCUUGUCCAUCCAGAGAGGCCCCAGUUAUGUCGGUAUGAUCUUGUCCUGAUGGAAAAUGUUCAGACAGUCUUCCAACCUAUUCUCUGUCCCAAGUUGCAGAUGUAACUGCUGCUGGGACACGUGGGCAGCAACAAUGUCAAGACAGCUACAUCUACAGCCUCUUUGAAAGCUUCACCUGAGCUUUUCCUCAAAGCUCAAAAGGCAUGGAAAAACCAAAGUUAUUUUCAGCAGCGUCCUACGGAUGUCACAUUGCAGAAUGUCAAAUGACUUUGUGAUUAUAAAACCAUCCUGGGAAGGGUGGCCCUAACUAGGACAAGUCAGAAAUAGCCAGGCUUCCGACAGCCUAGUGCUUUGUCUGGCUGCAUCCCGGGGCCUCGUUUGUUCCGACCUGUCGCUUCUGCUGCCCAUCACGCAAGUGCGUCUACUCCUCAGGGGUUCGGGAAUGCAUCUUAAAGGCCAGGAGGGGGCUGCAGACCUCACUUCGGACUCUCUGCUCCCUGUGCCAAAUUCUGCACAGUACCUGUCACACAGAAGGGAACAAAACUGACCUACCUCGCAGGGCUGCUGUGUGGGUUUGGAAGACAAGUCUGUGAAGAGUUCUUUGAAAUCCCAUGGGUACCACAUCAGUGAGAUGUGUGAUGAAUGUGAAUAUGCUUUUAUUUAUUUUAACACUCCUUAGCUCAUGUGCUUUGAUAGGGUGACCUCUCCUUAUCAAUACCUUGGCUUCCCACUGCCUCCAAAGUGAUGCUGGUGCACAGAGGAGGUAGGGAUGGGCUGGUAGUCGUGAGGGCGGUACUGGAACUAGAGAGGAAGCAGCAGCAGGGGAGCAGCCUCACAGCCCCUGGACAGGGGACCAGUGAGAGGCAGGGGAGAAAAGGGCUUCUUUUUCACCUAAAGGUGGACAAGGAGCAUUUUAUAGGCAGCCCUUCUUUUCCGUUUAGGUUGUGUGUAUGUUCGUUUUGGCAGGGCUGGAGAUCCUUCCAGGUGUUCCACCACUGAGCUACGCACUCCAACCCAGGC